Molecule: messenger RNA, 3721 nt
Organism: Pimephales promelas (fathead minnow)
Lineage: Eukaryota; Metazoa; Chordata; Actinopteri; Cypriniformes; Leuciscidae
Gene: hgfa
Product: hepatocyte growth factor a
Biological process (GO): proteolysis
Molecular function (GO): signaling receptor binding; serine-type endopeptidase activity
Source: RefSeq, a predicted model, not a curated record
GGCGCGUGCGUGAGAGAGAGUGAGUGAGUGAGUGAGUUAGAGCGCAAGCGAUCUGUUCCUGUUCAUCACUCACACCAGCAGCAGCACCAGCUCGGACCUUAUAAACUCUCCAUCCCAAAUACUGGAAUAUCAAACCGAGCAAUAUGAAAUUGGACAUAAUGUGGAUUUAUCAAACUCUUCUGUGUGUCUUAUUGUCCCUGGAUGCGGAGUGCAGAAAACAGUCAUUGCAGAGGUAUCAGAAAAGUGAAAACAGCCGGCUGCUUUGUACAGACUGUCCAGAAUCUCCUCGAAUUAGAAACCUCUCGCUGGAUGACUGUGCACGCAAAUGCAGCAAGAGCAAGAAGUCCUGCAGGGCAUUCUACUUUGACCAGAUAAACAGGAAAUGUCACUUGCUUCCCUUCGAUCGUUUCUCAGAAGGCGCAAAGAGAGAGCGAAAACCCAAUUGUGACCUUUUCGAGAAAAAAGACUAUGUGAGGGAGUGCAUCAUUGGGUCAGGUGUCAACUACAAGGGGAGAAGGUCAAUCACAAAGACUGGAAUUACGUGUCAAUCCUGGAAUAUGUCCAUCCCACAUGAGCACAAUUUCAAGCCUGCCAGACACAAAAAAUUUGACCUGCGUCAGAACUUUUGCCGAAACCCGGACAAUGAUCCAAGUGGACCAUGGUGCUUCACUGAACUCACUGAGACUCGGCACCAGGAAUGUGGGCUACCCCAAUGUGCAGACGUGGAGUGCAUGAGGUGUAAUGGGGAAACAUACAGGGGGCCCAUGGAUCACACAGAGAGUGGGAAAGAGUGCCAGAGAUGGGACUCACAGAAACCUCAUAAACACACCUACCAGCCUCACAGGCAUGUAGGUAAAGGCCUGGAUGACAACUACUGCCGCAAUCCCAAUAAUGAUGUGCGUCCAUGGUGUUACACAAUGGACAAAAUCACAACAUGGGAAUACUGUAACAUCAGUGUGUGUGACUCAGAUAAUGAUGUGCAAGUGGAAGUGGAGGUGACCACCUCUUGCUUUCGAGGUCAGGGAGAGGGCUACAGGGGGACAGUCAGUGUGACCCCUGCAGGUGUGACCUGUCAACGCUGGGACGCACUAUUUCCUCACAACCAUUCAUACACACCACACAACUAUAAAUGCAAGGAUCUCAGGGAGAACUAUUGCAGAAACCCCGAUGGCUCUGAAAUUCCCUGGUGUUUCACCACAGACCCAAAAGUACGCAAAGCUUUCUGUACCAACAUCCCCAGAUGUGAGGCAGAGAGCUCUGACAGCACAGAAUGUUAUGAAGACAACGGGGAGAGUUACCGUGGCAAUUUGUCAAAAACAAGAUCUGGGAUUCCUUGUGGGCUGUGGUCCGACCACACAUUCAGGAGAGACACGCGGUCAGCGGAGGCCAGCGCGGGCUUAGAGUUGAACUUGUGCAGGAAUCCAGACCGAGAUAAGCACGGGCCAUGGUGUUACACGUCCAACUCCUCCAUUCCCUGGGACUACUGUGGACUGGAGCGCUGCAAAUCAAUGUCAUCUGAUGACCAUCAAAAGACAGGUGGAGGAGCGAAACCAUCUUGUUUUAUACACAAAACCACCCGGAUUGUUGGGGGGAUGGAGGUGCAGCGAGCAGAGGAUGGAAGCUGGGUCGUCAGCAUUCAAAAAAGAAACAGACACUGGUGCGGAGGUUCACUCAUCAGAGAGGAUUGGGUUCUGACUGAUCAACAGUGCUUCUCCACCUGUGUUCCUGACCUCUCGGAGUACACCGUGCAGGUGGGGCUUCUUCAUCUCAACGCGUCCGCCGGCACGCAGGAUCUCCGGAUCGCACAUGUGGUCUGCGGGCCCGAGGGAUCCAACUUGGCCCUGCUCAAACUCACAACGCCUGCCCCUCUCUCUGAGCAUGUGCGAACUGUGCAGCUUCCUGUCGCGGGGUGUGCCGUUGCAGAAGGCACUUACUGCCUCAUGUAUGGCUGGGGAGACACUAAAGGCACGGGACAUGAGGGCAGUCUGAAAAUGGUGGGGCUUCCAAUUGUCAGCAAUAAAAGGUGUUCCCAAAGCCACAAAGGUAUUCUGCCAAUCACAGAGACCAAAAUCUGUGCUGGAGGCAAGCGAGACCAGGGUGUUUGUGAGAAAGACUACGGUGGCCCAUUGGUGUGCCAGGAAGGAGAAAGCAAGGUCAUAGUGGGCGUGAGCAUCAACGGUCGUGGGUGUGCCGUGGCCAGGCGUCCUGCUGUCUUCGUCAACGUGGCCUUCUACUCUGAAUGGAUCCGCAAAGUCUUCAAGUACUAUUCAGACAUGGAAAUAAGUUACUAGACUGUUAUAUUUUCCUAUGUGGGGAUAAUAUACUCAUGGCGCGUUAUGGUUUUCGGCAUCUACAACGUGAAGACCAUGGUUGCUGUACCAUUGGUGUACACAAAACUUGGAGGCGUUUGUUUUUUGUUUUUUAGUAAUUAAAUGAAAACUACCGGUACAAAAAAAGGUGCAAGACGAGAUUAUCUGAUGUUCUCACAAACAAACUGUAAAAAUCAGACAUCAGACAUUAUUUUCUUGUUUUAAACCAACAAAUAGAGAAAAAUGCAACUUUUUUGUGGCUGGUUAGUUAACUCAAAAAUCAAGGACAGAUGGAUAAAUGAGGAAAUAAAAGCAAUUAGAAGAAACUGUGGUGUUCAUCCACAUGAACAUGUUUGUCUCAGACCAGAGCAGAUGUGGUUCUGAACGUCAUUCCCUGGAGAUACUUGAAGAUGUCAAUAACCCCACGUUUUCAGACAGGACGGAGUUUUUGUUUUCACUGGGGUGGAUUUUUCCAGGUGUUAUCGCUUGUGCACAAACUGAAUUUUUUCCUCAGUGUAAAUCAUUUUAAAGGCAUUUCAGGUGCAACGUAGGAGGACGAAAUUUCCAAUACACCAUUUUCAACAUCAACCACUUUCACGAAUCAGAUUCGGAGCGGCAGUCUGCACCGUGGCCGAUUUUUCAUGCCCGAAUGAGAUGUUAUCACACAUUUCCAGAAGGGUUCAUUGACAUUCUAAUGUUUCGCACCUUGCCUUACUCCAGUUUGGAGCGUUCUGUGGCCCCUUUGGGGCCGUUUCAUGUACUGCACUCCAAAGAGUGUGCGAAUGUCACUCUGUGCAUCCGUAGGUCUUAUAGAUCUGAAAUUACAAACAUCUGAAGGUCUUUCCUUUCACAUGGUGUAAUAUAUCUGUCGAAAUUUUAUACGCAGUUCGCGGAGUAUUUAUUUAUGUCUUUUAUAGAUGGACCGAAGUCAUGGCAUUUCACCCUCCAGAAGUGUUUAUUGUGUUUAAUCUGGCCUGUAGAUUUGAAACAUAACAUUUGUAAACAAAACAAAAGGACGAUAUGUCUUUAAAGGAAAAUAUUGGGUCAUAACAGGACAUUUUUGACUCGAAGGUUUAUGUGCAUGUGGAGGGUCUUUUCAGACCAAAUUUAGACAAUUUAGAGUGCUAAGAUACUUAAUCAAACUGCAGUACUGAACAGGCAGGCUAACUGUUUAAACUAAUGUUUAUCAUGUUUUUAAUCCGAAAAUGUGUUUUAUUGUAAAUAAUGUGCUCGCUAUGUAUAUAAGGUGCCUGUGUUUUGACAUUUUAUCAUUUUAACACAUCGGUUUUGUGAUUUCCUCUUUUCGCUGCUGCCAUCAGUUGUCUUAAUAUUGAAUAUCUAGGCUGCUGUUGUUGUUUUUAACACUAUUUUUAUAUGACUUUUUUGUAUUUCCAACUUUUAAAAUGUAAAUG